Messenger RNA from Oncorhynchus tshawytscha (Chinook salmon), 2118 nucleotides. It is a transcript of the gene hsd3b1, whose product is annotated as hydroxy-delta-5-steroid dehydrogenase, 3 beta- and steroid delta-isomerase 1. The transcript is spliced from 3 exons. Gene Ontology annotation, molecular function: 3-beta-hydroxy-Delta5-steroid dehydrogenase (NAD+) activity. Gene Ontology annotation, biological process: steroid biosynthetic process. The record is from RefSeq and is a predicted model, not a curated record. The coding region runs from base 879 to 2003 and encodes 374 amino acids. Lineage: Eukaryota; Metazoa; Chordata; Actinopteri; Salmoniformes; Salmonidae.
CCUUGGCACAGUGACAUUAUCCUUCAUCCUCCAGAUAAGACAGCAGAGAGGGAGGCCCUAAUACCAGACCAAGGUCUACUAACACGUCUGUUAUCACAGGGAGAUGGAGAGCUUAUGAAACUGGAAACAAACUCAAUAGACACCUAAACCAUCUUUUUAAAACCAUCCCAUAACAGACAUGUCCAGUGUGUUGCUCUAGAAUCUUGAGCUGUUCAAAAUGUCACAAAACCACCUGCAAUCACAUACAUUUGGCAGUUUAUGAGAGGAUAAAACUACUUCAAGAUAUGCUACUCAUGACAAAACUGAUCCUAAUGCAGAUCCGGAUUAGGUUUAAAAUCUGAAAUAAAUGACACAGUGUGAAUAUAUAGAUGUUUUAUAGAGCAUGUAGAGAAUCAGUGGCCAAGCCUGUCAAAAUAAACCAGCCAGAGCCACUAAAUCUGAUAAACUGACUCUGGUCAGUUUAUCACUGUCAACAGGGGACAAAAACAAAUUGUUAGUCAGAUGUCGCCUUGACAUUCAAGUCUUCUGUUUUCCAUGGCUGGUCUGUGACCUGUAGCCUUGGCAGCCGUCCUUGGCAGAUACUGGGAAAUAAAACAUCCCUGUCCUCCCUCCCUCCCUCUCUUGCGUAUGCCUGCCUGUAGACCUUGCCUCACUUCUUACCCCAGAGUGGCAGUUACCGGCACUUCUAGCACAUUCCCUCAGGCUAGAAAAAGGGAGUUUUCAGAGACGGGAGAGGGGUGUUAAGUUAGUGUCUGCCAUGCCCUCGGGAUAGCAGAGGAGUUUUAGGACGGGACAAAGUCCGGAGCAUUGGUCAUUCCCAGUGCUUAGGAAAGGGAGUUUUCUGAAAGGGGUAGUAGUUUCAGAUUUUGGACUGGGCCAUGUCUCUGCAAGGUGAUGUAUGUGUGGUGACAGGAGCCUGUGGGUUCCUGGGAGAGAGGCUGGUACGGCUGCUGCUGGAGGAAGACAAGCUCACAGAGAUCCGUAUGCUGGACAUAAAUGUCCGACCACAACUCAUACAGUGUCUGGAAGAGAUCAGAGGGGACACGCUGGUAAGUGUAUUUGAGGGGGACAUUAGUGAUAGUGAGCUGCUGAGGAGAGCGUGCAAGGGAGCAUCGCUGGUCUUCCACACUGCGUCCCUCAUUGACGUCACCGGGAAGGUGUUAUACAGUGAGCUUCACAGGGUCAACGUCAAAGGAACCCAGCUCCUUCUGGAGACGUGCGUCCAGGAGAAUGUGGUGUCCUUCAUCUACACCAGCAGCAUCGAGGUGGCCGGCCCCAACGCCAACGGAGACCCCAUCAUCAACGGUGAUGAGAACACACCCUACACAUGCUCCCUAAAGUUCCCCUACAGCAAGACCAAGAAGGAGGCCGAGCAGGUCACCCUGCAAGCCCAGGGUGAGGUGCUCCAGAAUGGGGGCCGGCUUGCCACCUGCGCCCUCCGACCCAUGUACAUCUAUGGAGAGGGCUGCCGUUUCCUGCUGGGCCAUAUGGGAGACGGGAUUCGGAACGGGAAUAUGUUGUACCGGACCUCCCGCCCGGAGGCGCAGGUGAACCCUGUAUACGUGGGGAAUGCGGCCCUGGCCCACCUCCAGGCCGCCCGUGCCCUGCGAGACCCCCAGCGGAGAGCCGCCAUCGGAGGGAACUUCUACUACAUCUCAGAUGACACGCCGCCUGUCAGCUACUCUGACUUCAACCAUGCUGUGUUGUCGCCGCUGGGCUUCAGCAUCCAGGAGAAGCCUAUCCUGCCCAUUCCAGUCCUCUACCUUCUCUGUUUUCUCAUGGAGAUGCUGCAGAUACUGCUCUGCCCCUUCAAGCGCUUCACACCGCCCAUAAACCGGCAGCUCCUCACCAUGCUGAACACGCCCUUCAGCUUUUCCUAUCGGAGGGCUCAGAGGGACAUGGGGUACGCUCCACGGUACAGCUGGGAGGAGGCACGCAAGCGGACCAUGGAUUGGGUGGCUUCCCAGUUACCCAAGGAGAGAGAGAGAAUAAAGGUUAAAUAAUUGCCCCACGAUCUGCUAAUAACACAUAACAUAUAGCUCACCAUCCCCAGUCCAAGUGUCUAAUCCUCAUUACUGCACUCUGUAAAAGUUGAUAUUAAAGUUGUGUGAAAACCAA